UUUUUGUUGUGUUGUUUCCAAUUCCAAUAUUUUCAAUGUUCUUUGUGCUUUGUGGUGAUAACCAGAAAACAUCCGUGAUAUAUUUUAUUACUUGCUGUAAAAAUUUAGCCUAUUAAUUUGAAAAGAGCUCAUAGACUUGAUAUAUAACACAUUAAUUUUGGAUUUGUUAUCAGAAGCUGAACAACUACUAUUCUACAAGAAUGCAGUGUAGAAAAGAUUUUAUCGGGAAAAUUGAUCAAUGCAAAGAUAUUAUAAAGGAUGAAGAGGUUUGGAAUAAGAUUCCAGUCGUCAAUUACACGCCCAAUAAUUUGUUGUUUCAUGACCAACUGGUUAUUUACCGUGGUAUGGUUCAGGAUAUGCUAAAUCCAGUCUUGUACUUGUCUCAGUAUGAGGUGAAAAAUAUCGAUACUGGAGAAAGCAGUGUCAGACAAGGACAAUUUACUGAUGCUUUGGAUUGUAAGGAUAAUGAGGAGGCUAUAUUGGAGUCAAGUGCAACAGUCUAUAAAGAACGAAGUUCGAUCUAUUGUGUUACGGUACCAGGUAGCAACAACUGGGUGGAAAAAUCAAUCCGAGAAAGAAAUUCAGCAAAUAUUGCGAACCUACAAUCUUCUUCUGCUUGUGAACCUGCAUCAUCUCCGUCAGCUUCGGAAAAUAAAAGGACGCUCAAUGAUGACGAAAAGAUGGAAGAAGACUGCAAUGAAAGUGAACUAGGAAACACGAGUAACAAACGAAUUUGUACUGGAAAAGUUCCUGACGUAAAGCAGAAAGCUGAAGAGAAAAAAUGCGUGUAUAAUCUACCCAUUUCAGAAAGGAGUAAAGAAAUUUUACAUCCUGCCGUGCUAAUAAAUGUAUACGAUGAGGAUUUGAAACUGCAGAUCAAUGAUGUGAUAGAAGUGGCUGGCUUCCUGUCAUGUGAUCCAACGGUGAUUAACGGAGUUGCCGAAUCAGUUGAUGAGGACUUUCCUCCCGCGUCGCUGGUGCCUAGAAUCAACGCCGUUCACGUUCGUGUACUUCCGGCCUCUCACAAUCAAUCUCUUCAAUCAGAUGUCCUGAGAUGUGCGGAAACUACAAGAGCUGAGCUGCAUUCUAUUCUAAGUAAAGUGCUUCUUGGCGAUAACUUAGCUGCUGACUAUCUCUUACUUCAUUUACUAUCCACAGUAUUCCAGCGGAAAGAUGCCCUAGUAUUGGGAAAAUGUUGUCUGAAUUUGUCCAAUCUUCCAAAAGGAAGCCAGUACUCGAAACUGCUAUAUAAUUUUUUAACAAAUCUAGUGCCUACCAGCCAUUACGAGCCUAUGUCUUUGGAAAGCCUCAAUAGUUCUAAAUUUGUUCCCAAGAAAAACUAUGAAACAAGUCGACUUGAGAGUGGAAUACUUCAAAUGUCGAAAAAUACACUUUUAGUUUUAGAUGAAACAAAAAUGCAGGCUGGUCAGCUCAAUGAUAGAGGUGUUCGAAACGUCCAAGCGUUGACAGGACUCAUCAACUUUCAAAAAGUGGAUUACGAUUUCCAGUAUUAUCCUGUCGAAUUUCCCAUGGAUAUUAGAGUGCUCGUACUAUCAGAAGGAAAGAGUAUGUUACCAAGCGACUUUGACGUAUGCUUGGACUAUGCAGACACGACGCCCGAGUACAUUGAAGAGCUGUUUGUGGAAGCUGGCCGAUUCGUCGAACGCCAAUCUCUGACUGACACGCUGCGUGCCUACCUCACAACUGUCGCCAAUCUGGCUUACCAGUUCUCUGAUGAUGUGGAAACCAAAAUCACCGAAGACUUUGUCAAAAUGAGACGAGAAAGGCAGAAGACUUCUUCUCAAGAUCUUCAUAAUCUACUUGUUCUUGCUAGGUUGUUUUCAUUGAGUAGAGGCUGCACUACUCUGUCGAAGGAAACUUGGGAAAUAGUUCAGGACAUGGAGGAGCAGAGACGGUUGCGCAUGGAAAAGUGAUUAUAACUUGUAGUUACUGUAUUGUUAACUCUGUUUUGUAAAAAUAAAUUUUAUACAUUUUAGAUUU
Molecule: messenger RNA, 2001 nt
Organism: Nilaparvata lugens (brown planthopper)
Lineage: Eukaryota; Metazoa; Arthropoda; Insecta; Hemiptera; Delphacidae
Product: mini-chromosome maintenance complex-binding protein
Exons: 14
Coding region: 201-1934 (577 amino acids)
Biological process (GO): DNA-templated DNA replication
Molecular function (GO): chromatin binding
Source: RefSeq, a predicted model, not a curated record